AUGGACAUAGUCUCAGUCCGCUCACCCUUCUUCCCAGCCGGACCACGAUUUGCUGAAAGCCGUUCAGCCCCAGUCGGAAUCUGGAUUCGCAAGGAGGCCAAGACAUAUCGUCAAGUUUGUUCUGUUGGUGUGUGGAAGACAAAGCCCGCCAUCACCAGCAAAGCAGUACUGCCAAAGGCCGAAGACAUGGGCCCGGACUCCUCCUCCGCUCCGACGACAGGCUCGGGGCUCUCGCCGACAGAAGGCCCCGAGACGCCGCGGCCGGCGAGCCAAUCACAGAACAAUAACCCUACUACUACUACCACCAACAGUAACAACACCACCGCCAGCGGGAGCGGGAUCGGGGCCGGGGCAGCCAGCGGCCGAAGGAUAGAACGGUCAUGUAACCUGUGCCACAGGCGCAAGAUCCGGUGCGACAAGAAGUCGCCGUGCUCGUCCUGCGCCCGCGGCGGGUUCCCCUGCUUCUAUCCGCAGGCGGGCCAGCCGAUACGCCGGGUCCGAAAGACGACCAUCGCCGACGUGGCGAGCCGGAUCUCGGACCUGGAGAAGACGCUCGUCGCCGGGGUGGGUCAAUCGCAGCAGCUCUUCCGCGGCCGAGAAUCAUCGGCCACCAGGGAGACUCCGGCGCCUGCGCCUGCUCCUUCUGCGUCAACUUGGACUCGGCCGUCGACGGCCCCGCCGUCCGGGUCGUAUGCGAAGAGCCCUGGCGAUGAGAUCCUGGUGAGGAAAGGGACGUCGAGUCAGUACUUUGAUGAGGUUCUCAUCUCAAGGGUCAUUGAAGAGGAACAUGAUAUCCAGUCAGUCUUGACAACACCCCGGAGCGAGCCCGCUCCGCAAGCGGCACCAUCGCCGUUUAAUCCCAUGGGCAUCCUCUCAACGCCGGACCUCAAACAAGACCUCACACAACUCUUGCCCCCGAAAUGGGGCGCGAUCGAGCUGUGGAGGAACUACACCGACAACAUUGAGUCGUGCAAUAAGAUCAUCCACCGCCCGACGGCCGAGGUCCUCAUCUACACUGCAAUAGACGAUCCGGCCAACGCACACCUGGAGGCUCUGGCACUCAUGUUCGCGGUGUUCUUCGUCUCGACGAUUGUAUUGGACGCGAACACGGUGCAGAGAAUCGUCGGAGAAGAUAAGCCCACGGCCCUCCUCCGCUUCAAGACCGGGUUGGAGCAAGCAUUUGCCAAGGCCGACUUUCUCGAGCAUCCUUCGGUGAAGCUGCUGGAGGCUUUGGCUAUCUAUCUCGCAGCUCUUCGAAUACACAACCCAGGCCGAGGUCUCUGGACCUUGAACGGCCUAGCCAUCCGAGCCGCCCAGUCCAUAGGUCUGCACCGCGACGGCGCACGAUUCGGACUCUCCCCCUUCGAAUCCGAGAUCCGCCGCCGACUAUGGUGGCACCUCGUCGCUCGCGAUGGUAGGGCAUCCGAGGAUUACGGCAUCCAGAACCCGACCAGCUUCAGCUUCCCCAUCGGCGUGAACUACCCCUCCAACCUCGACGACAACGACCUCUAUCCCGAGAUGAAGGAACUCCCGCCGCCGCGGCCGGGCUGGACGCAGAUCACGCUCGCCCUGAUCAACAUCCAGAUCGCCCGGUCGUGGCACCAGCUCGCCGAGAUCGCCUCCGAGUGGAAGGACAAGCCGGUCCCGGAAUCCGUGCGCGAGAAAAUCGUAAACGACCUGCGGGACUACGCCGAAGGGUUCCUGCGGCACUGCAACCCCGUGAUCCCGCACCAGCGGCAGACGCUGCUCGUGGCGCGGUUCAUCAUCCGCAAGGUCGACCUCGUCACGAGGCAGCAGUGGCUCAACCUCGAACACCCGGAGGCGCGCGAGUCCUUCGCGACCGAGGAGAACCUGAACCAGGCGCUGGAGAUACUCGAGGCCGGGAUGAGCCUCGCGUCUGACGAGCUGCUGCGGCCGUACCGCUGGUCGAUGCGCGCGUAUCCGCAGUUCCACAUGAUUCUCUACGCCUUGUGGCAUCUUUGCGUCAAACCGGAGGGGCCGAAUGUUGAAAGGGCGUGGAGGGCGGUAGAGAUUGCUUUGGAUAACGCGAGGUAUGUCGGCACGGGCUCCGGGCCUGCGGCGAAGAUGACGGUGUUGGAGGCUUUGAGGGCCAAGGCUGUGGCGAUUCGUCAAGGUGUGAAUGCUGCUGGGGGCGGCGGUGAGAAGGAAAAGGAGGUGUAUCCCACGCCUGGGGCUACUGACGAAAGGUCGGAGAUCGAAGGGGUGGAAACUGGCCUGGAUGGGAUGAAUGGCGUUGACAACAUGGAUUGGAACAGCGUCAUGCAGGAUUUCCCGGACUGGAGCACGUUGAUGUCGGAGUUCCAGACGGAUGGGUUGGCUUUUCCGAAUUACCUCGACUAG
Messenger RNA from Colletotrichum karsti, 2361 nucleotides. RefSeq lists its product as uncharacterized. Gene Ontology annotation, molecular function: zinc ion binding; DNA-binding transcription factor activity, RNA polymerase II-specific; DNA binding. NCBI's taxonomy places the organism in Eukaryota, Fungi, Ascomycota, Sordariomycetes, Glomerellales, Glomerellaceae. The transcript has 3 exons. Gene Ontology annotation, biological process: regulation of DNA-templated transcription; DNA-templated transcription. The coding region runs from base 1 to 2361 and encodes 786 amino acids. The record is from RefSeq and is a predicted model, not a curated record.